This is a messenger RNA of Cryptomeria japonica (Japanese cedar), 2138 nucleotides long. RefSeq names its product F-box protein At5g50450. NCBI's taxonomy places the organism in Eukaryota, Viridiplantae, Streptophyta, Pinopsida, Cupressales, Cupressaceae. The record is from RefSeq and is a predicted model, not a curated record. Bases 854 to 1906 code for a protein of 350 amino acids. Gene Ontology annotation, molecular function: protein binding. The transcript has 4 exons.
GUUUGUUGAUUUUUAAGUAAAUGUUGUGAUUUUUAUGUUUGUAUGGAGGAUUUGGUGUGGUUUAUGGUAGUAUCCAGUGGUUAUUGGUGUGAUAUGAGGUUUUGGAAGUUGUUGAAUAACUGAAUGGCCAAAAAUGGAUUGUUUGUGCAUUAAAAAAUUGUUUUGUUUGGAACAAUGCGGCGUUUGAUUUGUAGAGCUGGUUUAACGGCCCAGCUAGUGCGUGAGUUGUGGCGUAAGUAGCUACAUGUAUAUAUUUAUUAGCUAAUUCGGGAUGAUUCACGGGAUUUUUGGAGUAAGCGUUUUCAUCGGCGAAGUUGCCUGAGAUGCGUUGUUAUGGCUAGAUGUAACUUUCAGAUGGGUUUUGCGGCAUAGAAAGUAAGUUGUUAAUGUCAACGGACCGGAAAAAGACUGUGACCAGAAAGUUUAAUGAGUCACGAGACGUGAGAGAGUUGGGUGGAUGCUUUAGGGUUGGCACAGAAAAUUAAAUUGAGCCGGUCUGCACCGUUUCUUUUUUAGCAGCGGCGGGGUUUGAAAUUGGAAUCCAAAGCAGUUGUGAAACGAAAUUUGCGUGACAGAAAAGCGAAGCAAUCGACGCCAUUUUCCAAAUUGUUUGUGCCGUCGCGCUCAAGGCCGACACGCCUGCGGCCAUUCCAACCGCUUUGGAGGCUGCACUCCGUUUUACACCUACAUUAAUGUGGUCAUUGGAUAUGUAUUGACUUAGGGCGGCUAUCAGGUCCGUUUGUGCCUUACAUAGGGCGCUACGCUCCAGAACUCAUUCUUGUGUCUCCUGUUCCAGCCCCGUUUUGAGCUUGCUUACUGAAGUAACAAGUCUGUUAGGGUUUGGCCAAACGAGAUGCGUACCAGAAGAGGAAAUUAUCCGUCAUCUGACGAAGGGAUUUGCUUUCCUGUGCGACAGAAGAGGCGCCUGAUGUUCCCUGAAGCGUUUUCCUGGUUAGCAUCAAGCUACUUGAAGGAGAAUCCUUUCGAUGCCCUUCCUGAUGAUCUCCUCAUUUCAAUAAUGGUUGCUCUUGGCUCUUCUGCAACCUCACCGACGGAUCUUGUCAAUGCAAAGCUUGCAUGCAAGAGGUUUUGUUCCGCGGCAUCAAAUGAGAAGGUGCAUGCUCAUGCUUCCAUGGGGACUCUGAGCGUAAAGGCUUCAAAAUGGAACGAUGAGUCGCAUAAAUAUUUGAAACUUUGUGCAGAUGCAGGCAAUCCAGAAGCCCGUUACAUGCUUGGCAUGAUACAGUUCUAUUGCUUGAUGAACAGAGUUUCAGGCGUAGCGUUAAUGGCGGAGGCAGCGAGUGCAUCGCACUCAUGGGCGCUGUAUUCUCUCGGUGUAAUUCAGUUCAACGGCAGCGGAGCAUCACGGAAGGAAAAAAUGCUGAGGGCGGGGGUACUUCUGUGUGCCAAAGCGGCUGCCCUGGGGCACAUUGACGCCAUGAGAGAGCUCGGCCACUGUUUGCAGGAUGGUUACGGCGUGAAAAGGAAUCUUCAGGAGGGCCGCAAAUUUGUGCUACAGGCCAAUGCAAAAGAAGCAAUAUUAUGCGUCGCUGACAGAUGCUUCCAUGCCAGGAAACUCAAGAGCAGCAGAUGGCCUGUGAAGCAUCACGCCAUUAACGAAUUCCUUGUGGACUGGUUUGAAUUGCAUCCCCCAGCGCAGGGUCUGAGAUUGUGCUGUUAUUCCAAGUGCGGGAGGCCCGAGACUAGAAGGCAUGAAUUCCGAAGGUGUUCUGCUUGUGGCUCUGUCAAUUACUGCUCCCGGGCAUGCCAGGCUUUGGAUUGGAAAACCAAUCACAGGUAUAAUUGUACCCCUGUUGAUAAUUGGGAUGAAAGACAAGGACUAGAAAUUAUUGAACAGGAGGCCAUUGAGGGAGAUGGGAACAUUCAUGACAUGGUCAAUUCUUGAAUCUGCUUUCUGCUUUUUCUCUUUAUUCCCUUUUUUAUGUUGUUGAGAUAUGGGUUUGAGACGACCCCUCGUGCAGGGUGUCCUCGGGCUUUUUUUUUCGCUGUGUUGGGUAUCCCUCAAUCUUCCAAACCACAGGGAUUCUUUACCAAAACAUGCAGUUUACACAAAUUUACUAGAGUUUUAAAUCUUGAUCAUGGUAAAUCGUUUCUUAAUCAAUGUUAAUAUUCUUUGA